UAUUUUAUUUUUUUUGCAAAACGAAAAAGGAAAAGAAACCUAGAAAUGGAUUUUCCUAAAAAUAAACUUCGGCGGUGAGGACGAGGCCAUUGACUCCAGCUCGCCACUACAAGCCGCCGCACCUCUUCCGCCCACUUAAUCCAUCUUCUCCAACCGGCGGCGGAGGCAAAUUGAAAUGAAGUUGAAGCAGUUGGAGAGCCUUCUCGGCUCACUUCAACAGUUCGACCACCCCAAGAUUGAAUUGGAGCAAUAUCCCACAGGACCCCACAUCGCAUCUCGCUUGCUCUACACUGCAGAGAAUUCGUUCGGGGAUUUGAGUGAUAAGGUAGUGGCAGAUUUCGGUUGUGGCUGCGGAACGCUAGGACUGGCUGCUGGUCUUUUGGGUGCAGAGCACGUUAUUGGAUUUGAUAUUGAUCAGGAGUCUAUCGAAAUUGCAACCUCUAAUGCAGAUGAGCUAGAAUUAGACAUCGAUUUUGUUCAAUGUGAUAUCAGCAAUCUAAGAUUGUCAGAUCAACAUAUUGACACAGUUGUAAUGAAUCCUCCGUUUGGGACACGGAAAAAAGGAGCAGACAUGGAAUUUCUCUCUGUGGCUUUGAAGGUUGCUUCCCGAGCAGUUUAUUCCUUGCACAAAACCUCAACAAGAGAUCACAUCAAAAGAACAGCAAUGAGAGAAUAUAAUGCUAGCAGUGCUGAGGUUCUGUGUGAGCUUCGCUUUGAUGUGCCACAACUCUACAAAUUUCACAAGAAGAAGGAGGUUGACGUGGCAGUGGAUCUGUGGCGAUUCGUUCCAAGAUCCGAUCAUGGAAAGCGUCCCUAGUAGAUGGGCAUCCAUUGCUUGUGACAAAAUAUUCCCAGCAGCGAACCAAAGCAAUAUGAUGUGGAGUCAGCUGAAUCAAAAAGCGGUUAUAAGAUUUUAAGGAGAGAGUUACGAUUGUUAGCAAAUAUGAUAGCAAAUAUAUUUGUGUGAUAAAUUCUGGAGUUGACCAAUGGGGAAGAUGACAAUCAAGAAAUUUUGAUGGUCUUGAUGUGGAGGGCAUUAUUUUUCAUUGUAAAUUAGGAGAGGAGAUGUUAUGGCAUUCCCAAAUUUCAAAAUAUUGCAAUUAUAUCACCAUCUUUUGAAUUUUA
Molecule: messenger RNA, 1125 nt
Organism: Salvia miltiorrhiza (redroot sage)
Lineage: Eukaryota; Viridiplantae; Streptophyta; Magnoliopsida; Lamiales; Lamiaceae
Exons: 9
Coding region: 176-817 (213 amino acids)
Biological process (GO): rRNA methylation
Molecular function (GO): nucleic acid binding; rRNA (adenine-N6-)-methyltransferase activity
Source: RefSeq, a predicted model, not a curated record